CGAAAAGGAGUACAUCUCGAGGGCUACUAUUCCUCCCAAUGGAGACGUUUACGCCAGAAAUAAGUUCAAUCAGAUGGCCAGCGAUCGGCUGCCCAGCAAUCGUAUCAUUCCCGACACCCGUAGCUAUAAAUGUUUGACCAAAGAGUACGACCAAAAGCUACUGUUCCCCACCAGUGUUGUCAUAACGUUCCACAACGAGGCCCGAUCCACACUAUUGAGGACUAUUGUGUCGGUUCUCAACAGAAGUCCCGAACAUUUAAUACAUGAAAUCAUUUUAGUCGACGAUUUCAGUGAUAAUCCUUCGGAUGGCGAAGAGCUCUCCAAAAUACAAAAGGUUCGCAUCAUUCGCAACAACAAGAGAGAGGGUCUCAUGAGGUCGAGGGUCACGGGGGCCGACGCCGCCACCGCACCGGUACUAACUUUUUUGGACAGUCACUGCGAGUGUAAUACCGGUUGGUUGGAGCCGCUGCUCGCCAGGGUUGGGGAGAACCCAAAUCUAGUCGUCUCACCAGUCAUUGAUGUCUUAAAUAUGGAUACCUUUCGAUAUAUCGCCGCCUCUUCCGACUUAAGGGGAGGUUUUGAUUGGAAUUUAGUGUUUAAGUGGGAAUACUUGCCCUCCGAGGUGAGGAAGAAUCGC
Oppiella nova is the source of this 637-nucleotide messenger RNA. Lineage: Eukaryota; Metazoa; Arthropoda; Arachnida; Sarcoptiformes; Oppiidae. The record is from the annotation of a GenBank genome assembly.